This is a messenger RNA of Pangasianodon hypophthalmus (striped catfish), 2138 nucleotides long. It is a transcript of the gene hexd, whose product is annotated as hexosaminidase (glycosyl hydrolase family 20, catalytic domain) containing. Bases 191 to 1774 code for a protein of 527 amino acids. Gene Ontology annotation, biological process: carbohydrate metabolic process. The record is from RefSeq and is a predicted model, not a curated record. The transcript is spliced from 13 exons. NCBI's taxonomy places the organism in Eukaryota, Metazoa, Chordata, Actinopteri, Siluriformes, Pangasiidae. Gene Ontology annotation, molecular function: hexosaminidase activity.
UCAUUAGAUUUAUUUUUAAAUUAAAUACUGUUAUCAGUAAUGAUAGAGCCUAACAGUCAUAUUUAUAAAAUUAGCUAAUAUUGGCCACGGUUUUUGAUGUGCUAUCAAGGGGCAGCCAUUCUCAAAAAUGAUGUGUUGAAACUAGACCCUAUGCAGUCUCAUGGUUAGGUCUGAAUAGCUAGAUACAUAGAUGGACCUUUUUCAUUCGUCUUCAGUAACUGUUUUAUCCUGGUCAGGGUUGCUGUGGAUCCAGAGCCUAUCCCAGGAAUACCGGGUGCGAGAUCACACAACAGGACCUGCCAUGGACGUUUGUGCAUUGUCAAGAGGCAAAAAAUUGGUUCACUUGGAUUUAAAAGGAGCACCUCCUAGAAUUAACUACUUAUAUGAGCUGAUCCAGCUUUUUGCUGAUCUGGGUGCAAAUGGCCUCCUUAUUGAGUAUGAGGAUAUGUUUCCCUAUGAAGGAGAGCUGAAGAUUCUUCAGUCAAAAUCUCACCCACCCUACAGCCGUGAAGAAAUUAUUGCCAUUCAAGAUGUCGCUUAUUCCAGAGGGUUGGAGAUCAUUCCUCUGGUGCAGACAUUUGGACACCUUGAAUUUGUCCUGAAGCAUAGCACCUUCAGCAAGUUGCGAGAAGUAAGCCACUGCCUGGGGACCCUGAACCCACACAGCAAGCAAGGACUUACCCUUAUACUGGAGAUGCUGCGUCAAGUUAUGGCGCUUCAUCCGAGGAGCACUGUUCUGCAUAUCGGGGCAGAUGAGGUAUACACAUUGGGUCAAGGAGAGGAGUCUAAAGAGUGGUUAAGCAUUCCAGGUCACAGUAUUGACAAGCUGUUCCUCAGUCAUGUCACUAAGGUGGCAAAAGGCAUUAGGGAGACUUACCCCAGCCUCAGUGUGAUAAUAUGGGACGACAUGCUGAGGAACAUGACCUCUGACACCAUUAAAGAUAGUGGUUUGGUAGGACUAGUGCAGCCCAUGCUGUGGGACUACAAACCUACUCUGGAUGUGGCCAACAACAUUAUGCUAAUGGAGAAAUACAAGGCUGCUGGUUUAUCCCAACAGUGGAUUGCGAGUUCUUUCAAAGGCUCCACCACUGUAUACACUUGUGUAACCAGCACACAAAGGCAUGUGGACAAUCACGUUCAGUGGUUAAAAGUGGUAUCUGGUCUUUCACCUGGCGUUGAUCUACAGGGCAUUGCACUCACUGGCUGGCAAAGAUAUGACCACCUGUCUGUUUUGUGCGAAUUGAUGCCCCUUGGCUUGCACUCUCUUGCCUCAUGUCUGCAGACUCUACAACAUGGAAGCUUUACUCAGGAAGCUCAGCAGAAGGUGAUGGAGGCACUUGGCACGGGCACGACUGAAGUUGGAGAUGUAGAGAGGUUGUCUCAAGGUUGCUCCCACUCAUACACUGGCAUAAAACUGGCUGAACUCAUUGUACAGCUAACAGCAAUGCUUGAGUCGGAAGAUCUCAGACACUUUGAGAGCAAUAUGUUUGUGAGAGGCUGGUUCUCCCCUUAUCAUAGACAGCAGAAGACUAUCAACCCACUUAUUGCACAACAAAUCCAGAACCAGGCACAAACGUUCCUGGAAGCUAUAGAGUUCAAGGUGCAGGAGGUGAGGCAGGAGAUGAACCUGCUUUACCCAGAUCUAACAGUGGAGGAAUGGGUUACUCAGCAUGCCACUCCAGUACUGAAACCCAUUCAAGAUUUACUGACCGAUAUCCAAACUGUCUUGGAGGAUAUGGGACUUUACAUGAGUGAAUCUCAAAGUGGACUCUGAGUUUCAUUUGAAAGAAAAAAAACUCUUAUAUUUGUUAAUGAAAGAAGGGAAAAUAAGGAACACUGUUCCUAAUGUUGCUAAUGUUUUGUGCCAUAUUGCCGGAUAUUGCAUAGACAUAUAUAAAAUGAUCUAAAUGCAUUACAUAAAUGUCAAAUGUUUUAAGAUGCAUAAUAUGAACUACAUUCUUCAGUUUAUGGUGGCUAUUUGUUGAGGUUCUCUUCAAAGCUGCACUUUGUCUUCUGCUAUUAAUAACUAAUGAAUAUUCACCUUAAUAUUAACUAAUUAAUAUGCUCAGUUCACCUGUGAAUUUAUUGUGUAAAUAUGAUUCAUUUUUAAAAUAAAUUAAACAUGUCAAAUAUUAAAA